AUGGCGAACAGACCUGACAUUACGCUGUACACUGCGCAGACUCCUAAUGGAAUCAAGAUCUCCAUUGCGCUGGAGGAGCUGGGACUCCCAUACAAGGUGGAGAAGAUUGAGAUCUCCAAGAACACCCAAAAGGAACCCUGGUUCCUCGAAAUCAACCCCAAUGGCCGUAUCCCCGCCCUGACAGACACCUUCACCGACGGCCAGAAGAUCCGGCUCUUCGAGUCCGGCAGCAUCCUCACCUAUCUGGCCGAGCAGUACGACAAGGACCACAAGAUCUCCUACCCCAGGGGCACCCGCGAAUACUACGAGACAAUCAGCUGGCUGUACUUCCAGAACGCCGGCGUCGGACCCAUGCAGGGCCAGGCGAACCAUUUCAACCGCUACGCCCCCGAGCGCAUCCAGUACGGUGUGGACCGGUACAUCAACGAGACGCGCCGCCUCUACGGCGUGCUCGAUAAGCACCUCUCCACCUCCAAGUCCGGGUAUCUGGUCGGCGACCACGUUACCAUUGCGGACAUCUCGCACUGGGGCUGGGUGGCGGCCGCUGGUUGGGCUGGCGUGGAAAUUGAUGAGUUCCCGCACCUCAAGGCGUGGGAGGAGCGCAUGGCCGCGCGACCGGGUGUCGAGAAGGGCCGCCAUGUGCCUUCGCCGCAUACCAUGAAGGACCUGCUGAAGAACAAGGAGCAGAUGGAGAAGCAGGCGGCCGAGGCUAGGCAGUGGAUUCAGCAGGGUAUGAAGGCGGAUGCUGAGAAGGCGAAGCAUUGA
Aspergillus thermomutatus is the source of this 765-nucleotide messenger RNA. RefSeq names its product glutathione S-transferase family protein. NCBI's taxonomy places the organism in Eukaryota, Fungi, Ascomycota, Eurotiomycetes, Eurotiales, Aspergillaceae. The record is from RefSeq and is a predicted model, not a curated record. The transcript has 3 exons. The coding region runs from base 1 to 765 and encodes 254 amino acids.